This is a messenger RNA of Eufriesea mexicana, 798 nucleotides long. RefSeq lists its product as uncharacterized. Lineage: Eukaryota; Metazoa; Arthropoda; Insecta; Hymenoptera; Apidae. The record is from RefSeq and is a predicted model, not a curated record. The transcript has a single exon. The coding region runs from base 1 to 660 and encodes 219 amino acids.
AUGUCAUUGCCUGUAGAGAAAAUUCAACCUCAACUUACAGAAAUAUCUGUAUUAUCUUCUGGAAACUUAGAAACACCAGAGAAACCAAUGCAAACAGAAACAAUAGAAUUAGAACAACAAAGUACAGAAGAUGAAUGCUGCAUAAAAGAAACAAUAAAAUUAACUGAUAUUCUAACAGAAUAUGAAGUAACUAAACCAUCAUCAGGUAAAACUCCAGUUAGACCUUCAAGAACAAAAGAAUUAAAUGCACCUUUAACAAGUGUUCCAAAAACGGCACAAUCAGACUCAGCAGACCAAGAAAAAGUAGCUAAGAAACCCAUACAAAAAUCAAUAUCAGAAGGAAAACCUAUAGAAACAACUGAUGGUGAUGGUACUGAAAAAAAAGUAGCAAAAAAGAUAAUGAAAAAGGUUACAAGGAAAACAAAAACAAAAUCAGAGGAAGGAUUGGAAGAUGGUGCAACAGACAGUAGUUCUUCCAGUAAACAAAAAAAAUCUGUAAAAGUGGUUAAAAAAGGUGUGAAAGCAUUGCAAACUCCUGUUACUGAUACUGCUGUUUCUGAAACCCCAUCAUCUAGUACUUCUGAUGCACCAAUUCCACCUAAGAGAAAAACAAAAACCACAACUGCAAAAUUAAUUAAAAAAUCUGAUAUAGAACAGUAGUUAUAUUACGAAAGUUGACAAUAAUUAUUUAAAUACUCUACAUGAAAGUUGAAAAACUGAAAAUUAUAAAAAGGAUAAAAGGUGAUACUUACUAGUCUUUCCUAAUUUUUUAUAUUUUUAAUAUAUUUCAAACCGUAU